ACUGCUACCCCUCCUCCAGGCCGUGCGUGGGAGCAGCCUGACCAGAGUCGUUCUCAGCCAUUAGACUACCCCCACCCCGCUCUUCCGCCUUCCCAACUCCUUCCCACAGAACAGGCUGAGCCCUGGCAACUAGAUCGUCAUGGCAACCCGAUGCAGUACACACGCUCUCGCCUGGAACCUGUGCCUGUCCGAGUUGUGGACUACCACUAUGGUAAAGAAACUCCCAGAAGUUACCAAACUCCUAGGUCCACUUACAACACGGCCCAAGGAGGAAGCAGCAACACCUGGAAACCCCCCAACUCAUCCCAACCAGCAGUAGAUUACAGGUACCCACCACCUACAGACUACAGACCACGCCCAGACCAAGAUGUCCCAGUUGUCACAAUCAAGAUGGCCACCUCUGGCAAAACUCCCACCAAGAAGGCUGCUCUUGACUUCCACGGAGAAAUCCCCCAAACGUUUCCUUAUUCGUGCUCUCUCUGCGAUAUUACUGUGCUCUCUGAAAAGUUCUGGUUCACACACGUCAAUGGAACUCAACAUGCAGACGGACAGCUCACACUUCUUCAAAUGUAUCCUGAAUGGGAUUGCCGGAUGCAGACCGCCAGAAGGCCUUUCAAUCCCUUCAGUGGUGACGACCACACAGACAGACCAAGGGUUGAAGAGAAGACUGCUGGACCUUCCCAUAGGUCUAUUAACUACUUAGGUAAACCGUCAAGUAGAGGCUCUAGAAAAAACGUAGACACUAAGACAAAGGUUACAAAGGGGAGUGGCAAAGUGGUUUGUGCUAAAUUUACCGCCCGGUGUCUCAACGAAGAUGGUUUGAAGGACCUGAUUAAACCGUUUGGGGAAGUUGUGAAAGUCAUCAUGUUCCCCGCUUUGCUUCAGGCGUUUGUGGAGAUGGGCUCAACUGACCAGGCCGCCGAUAUUGUGACAUACUACCUCAGUAACCCAGUGAUGGUGAAAGGAGGACAAGUCACCUUCUCUGUCUCGUCAACAUUUAAUUUCCUACAGAGUUCCCGGGUGUUGAGUUUUUCCCCGGUGCCUCCUGGUAAAGAGUCCGCCGCGUGGAAGAGAGAGUUACUGGCCGUCGCUGAAGGAUUUGGACCUGUGGAGCACUCUCUAUUCUUACCUACGCAGGCAUUUGUGGAAAUGACUAAUGCACUGGAUGCACAGAAGCUGGUUGGACACCAUACAUCCAAACACCUGAAAAUAGAUGAGAUACAUAUUAAAGUGGCCUUCUCAUCAGAGUAUAAUACACUUCGGACCAUGUCUGAGAGGAAGUCUUCAGACAGGAGCAGGAAGUCUGAAGACAGAUCGAAGAGAAAGAGAACCCCAAGCCCCAGAAGGCGGUCCCUCAGCCCCAGGAGAGAUUCCCCAAUCUCCUCAAAGAGGAGGAGGAGUAGAGAGGGAUAGCGACCGUCACAAAGA
Molecule: messenger RNA, 1428 nt
Organism: Oncorhynchus gorbuscha (pink salmon)
Lineage: Eukaryota; Metazoa; Chordata; Actinopteri; Salmoniformes; Salmonidae
Product: matrin-3-like
Exons: 10
Coding region: 151-1413 (420 amino acids)
Cellular component (GO): nucleus
Molecular function (GO): RNA binding
Source: RefSeq, a predicted model, not a curated record